GCAACGACAAAAGUAAAGAAUGAUGGAACGUCGUGUGAUUUGACAGUGAAGAAACAUUUAAUGGAAAAAGUGCCUCGGUAUCCUGUGAUAUCCGGAUUCUGGCCAGCGGACCGACAUUGGUAAUCAGUGAACGGAAGGAAGGCUCGAGGCGCGGAACGCGAAGGGUGAGACAGGGGUGAACUGGCCGGCGGAGGGUGAGGCUGAAGUGAUGACGGGCGAGGAAGGAAAGUGCGGGGGUGGAACUGGCACUGGUGGGGAUGCCGGCGUAGGAAACACGAAUACGAACCUUACCGACAACGUGAACAAUGUUAACGCCAAUGUACACGCGAAUGUUAAUGCCAACAUAAAUGCCAGCCAGCAGAAUGGAGGUCCGGAAAAAGCGCCUGUCGUUGGCGGUACCAAUGUGGAAACGUUACCUCGCGCUGGCAAACAGAGCGAUCCUAGUACAGCGUUCCUUCGUGCGGCUCGCGCAGGGCAGCUGGAAAAAGUUUUGGAAUACUUGGAAUCGGGAGUGGACAUCAAUGCUUCAAACGCUAAUGGCUUAAACGCUUUACACCUGGCAGCUAAAGAUGGACAUUUGGAAAUCGUCAGAGAACUUCUUAACCGUGGCGCAGUGGUCGAUGCUGCUACUAAAAAGGGAAAUACGGCAUUACAUAUCGCUUCUCUUGCUGGACAGGAGGAGGUGGUACAAUUGCUUGUACAACGAGGUGCUUCUGUGAAUGCACAGUCACAAAAUGGGUUCACGCCAUUGUAUAUGGCUGCUCAGGAAAAUCAUGAUUCUGUAGUAAAAUUCCUCCUGAGUAAAGGGGCCAAUCAGACAUUGGCUACUGAGGAUGGCUUCACCCCGUUAGCAGUAGCAAUGCAACAGGGUCACGAUAAGGUAGUAACAGUACUGUUGGAAAAUGACACUCGUGGUAAAGUUCGAUUGCCUGCCCUCCACAUUGCUGCCAAGAAAGACGAUUGCAAGGCGGCUGCCCUACUUUUACAAAACGAUCACAAUCCCGACGUAACAUCGAAGAGUGGUUUUACACCGCUCCACAUAGCUGCACAUUAUGGCAACGAUCGAAUUGCUUCCUUGCUUUAUGAUAGAGGAGCAGAUGUAAAUUUUGCGGCCAAGCACAAUAUUACGCCAAUGCAUGUAGCAGCAAAAUGGGGGAAAAUAAAAAUGGUGAAUCUAUUGAUGAGCAAAGGAGCAAACAUUGAAGCGAAAACGAGAGACGGCCUUACACCUCUCCAUUGUGCCGCACGAUCUGGCCACCAUGAAGUUGUCGACAUUUUAAUCGAGAAAGGUGCUCCAAUUGGUUCCAAGACGAAGAAUGGUCUUGCACCGUUGCACAUGGCUUCUCAAGGAGAUCACGUUGACGCUGCGAGGAUAUUAUUGUAUCAUCGAGCACCCGUGGAUGAAGUGACGGUAGAUUACUUGACGGCGCUACACGUGGCAGCUCAUUGCGGACAUGUACGAGUGGCUAAGCUUCUACUUGAUAGAAAUGCCGAUCCAAACGCACGAGCUUUAAACGGCUUUACUCCACUUCACAUUGCCUGCAAGAAGAACAGAUUGAAGGUCGUCGAGCUCCUCUUAAAGCACAAAGCUAGCAUCGAAGCCACUACAGAGUCUGGAUUGACGCCUCUACAUGUAGCAAGCUUCAUGGGGUGCAUGAACAUAGUAAUUUAUUUACUGCAACAUGCAGCUAGUCCCGAUAUACCGACAGUAAGAGGCGAAACGCCUUUGCAUUUAGCUGCCAGAGCGAAUCAGACUGAUAUUAUCAGGAUACUCCUUAGAAAUGGUGCCCAAGUUGAUGCCAGAGCAAGGGAGGAACAAACACCACUUCACGUUGCUUCCCGAUUGGGCAAUGUUGAUAUUGUAAUGUUAUUGCUUCAACACGGUGCCGAUGUAGAUGCUACAACGAAAGAUUUAUAUACACCACUUCAUAUUGCUGCUAAAGAAGGUCAAGAAGAGGUUGCAUCCGUUUUGUUAGAAAACGGCGCAUCGCUUACCGCAACGACCAAAAAGGGAUUUACUCCUUUACAUUUGGCAGCUAAAUAUGGUAACAUGAAUGUAGCAAGAUUGUUACUACAGAAGAAUGCACCAGUUGAUGCUCAAGGAAAGAAUGGAGUGACUCCGCUUCAUGUGGCAUCUCACUAUGAUCAUCAAAAUGUAGCAUUACUUUUACUUGAUAAGGGUGCAUCACCUCAUGCUAUGGCUAAAAAUGGUCAUACACCAUUACAUAUUGCUGCACGUAAGAAUCAGAUGGACAUUGCAACUACUUUAUUGGAAUACGGAGCAAAGGCAAAUGCGGAAUCAAAAGCAGGAUUUACGCCGCUACAUUUGAGUGCACAAGAAGGUCAUACUGAUAUGUCAACGCUUCUUAUUGAGCACAAAGCAGAUACAAAUCAUAAAGCAAAGAAUGGACUCACGCCGCUUCACCUGUGCGCACAAGAAGAUAAAGUUAAUGUUGCAUCUAUUCUCGUUAAAAAUGGUGCUCAGAUUGAUGCUAAAACAAAGGCUGGUUAUACUCCGUUACACGUGGCAGCUCAUUUUGGUCAAGCAGCUAUGGUACGAUUCCUUUUACGAUCUGGUGCAGUUGUUGACAGUAGUACGAAUGCUGGAUAUACUCCAUUGCAUCAAGCUGCUCAACAGGGUCACACGUUAGUGAUCAAUUUAUUGCUGGAGGGUAAAGCAAAACCGAACAAUACUACUAAUAAUGGACAAACUGCUUUGGAUAUUGCACAAAAACUUGGUUACAUUAGUGUCAUCGAAACAUUGAAAGUAGUUACAGAAACCGUCAUUACAACGACUCAUACUGUUACUAUUGAAGAAAAGUAUAGAGUACAAGCUCCUGAAUCAAUGCAAGAGACGUUCAUGAGCGAUAGCGAAGAUGAAGGAGGUGGUGAUGAAAUCGGCAUGGCAGCCAUGAAUGUGUACGGGCAGCCUCCACACGCGCAACACGUGUACCUUCCUUCUUACUACCAGGGCCAAAUGACCUAUACCCGUGAAGAUCCGAUGCUCAGCGACCAACAGCAAUAUCGAUACAUGACUGUUGACGACAUGAAGUCCAUGGGGGAUGAUUCGAUGCGUGUCAACGUGACGGACGACGAGAGAGACAAUCGGCAUUCCGGAGCACCGACGAUAACCGAGAUGAUCACAAAAGAAAAUUAUCAACGUACAAACGCUGCCAAUCUGAAACCAGACAAUGUUGAUAUUAAUAGGCACCCUGUUCACGUCGGAAUUCCACAGUGGAGAAACUUCCUGGUUUCCUUUCUGGUGGAUGCACGAGGUGGUGCGAUGCGUGGCUGCAGGCAUAGCGGUGUACGUGUGAUCGUCCCUCCAAGGAAAGCUGCGAUGCCUAUGCGCGUCACGUGCAGAUAUUUGAGAAGAGACAAAUUGACGAACCCACCGCCUUUGAUGGAAGGAGAAGCUCUUGCCAGUCGUAUCCUUGAGCUAGGACCUGUGGGUGCCAAAUUCUUAGGACCCGUCAUCAUAGAAGUACCACAUUUUGCUUCGUUGCGAGGAAAAGAACGAGAAAUAGUAAUACUUCGAUCGGAUAAUGGAGAAACUUGGCGCGAACACACCUUGGAAGCCAGCGAGGAGGCUGUCCAAGAUGUGCUUAACGAGAGCUUUGAAGGAGAAGAAUUAAGCCAGCUCGAGGAUCUCCAAACUUCCCGGAUCGUAAGGAUACUUACUGCAGACUUCCCACAUUACUUCGCAGUAGUGUCUCGCAUCAGGCAAGAGGUUCAUGCAGUUGGUCCAGAGGGUGGUACAGUUUCGUCAUCGGCUGUACCACAAGUUCAGGCUGUUUUCCCACCUGCAGCUCUUACUAAAAAAAUCAGAGUUGGACUGCAGGCACAUCCAAUACCAGCAGAUCUCGUAGCUAAACUGCUUGGUAACAGAGUGGCGGUAUCACCAAUCGUAACCGUUGAGCCAAGACGAAGAAAAUUCCACAAACCGAUAACCUUAACCAUACCCGUACCGCAAGCAGCCAACAAAGGCAUGAUCAAUCAAUAUUCAGGAGAUGCGCCAACGCUGAGACUUCUGUGCAGCAUAACUGGGGGUCAGUCUCGGGCAGUCUGGGAGGAUGUCACCGGUUCAACGCCAUUGACGUUCGUGAAAGAUUGUGUUUCCUUUACAACCACAGUGUCUGCUCGCUUCUGGUUAAUGGAUUGUCGGAAUAUAUCCGAAGCCACGAAAAUGGCUACGGAGCUAUACACACACGCGACACAUGUACCUUUUAUGGCUAAAUUUGUAGUAUUUGCAAAGCGAGUAGAUCCACUGGAAGCAAGGCUACGCGUAUUUUGUAUGACCGACGAUAAAGAAGAUAAGACCCUGGAAAAUCAAGAGCACUUUACGGAAGUGGCGAAGAGCCGGGACGUCGAGGUGCUGGAAGGUAAAACGCAGUAUAUGGAAUUUUCGGGUAACCUUGUGCCAGUUUUGAAGAGCGGCGAGCAGCUUCAAUUGCCGUUUAGAGCCUUCAAAGAGAACAGGGUUCCGUUCACGGCGAGAAUAAAGGAUCCAGAUGCUGCUGAUAUGAUGGGUCGAAUAAUGUUUAUGAGCGAACCAAAGGUUCCUAAGGGCGAAUUGCCUCAGACGCCGAUAUGCACGUUAAAUAUUUUAUUACCAGAGAAAAUUUCUCCGGAAUCUGCUGUCUCAGAAGUGGAUUUAUUAGAGCUCUCGAAAAAUUAUAGUUUUCUACGUGACGGUGGUAUAAGUCGCCCAGACACUAUUCACAGAGCAACUAUUCGGUUGACUGAUAUUGCAAAUUUGUUGGACAAAGACUGGGAAAAAUUGGCCGAGGAAUUAAAUAUUCCUCCGAACGAGGUGUCGACGAUUAAACAAGAAUAUGCUAACAAACCAGCUCAACAAGCUGCAGCGAUGCUUAAAGUUUGGCAGAGCAAUGGAAAUAAAGCUACCGGAAAUACUUUAGAAAAAGCAUUGAACAAAAUUGGCCGCGAGGAUAUUGUGAAAAAAUGUAUAUUCAACGUCGAAUUGGUUACUGAUGACGUAGAGAAAGCUGUUGCGAGAGUUCGAUUAGAUCAACCUGGAUUUGAUUCUUUGAAAGAAGAAUUGGGUCCUUCAAGGGACACUUCUCUUCGUCGCGACGCGACGAUGGAUCCAAAGAUGAAUCCUGAUUACGAUGACUACAACAAAAGCAAGGAGUCUGAAUCUUUGGAAGACCUCAAUAUCAGUGGCACUAAACGAGACACAUCGAAACAGCAUGUCACAAUCACAAAUGGCACUGUAUUCAAUGGAACCUCGACCCCCAUCAAAGAUAAAUACGCAAGCGAGGAAAAAGAACUAGGGGAUGUAAUGGCCGAUUUUCUUGAGCACAAAUGUCACGUUGCCGAUACGAUGAGCAAAAAGUUACGCGAUGAACUUGAUGACAAAGAUAAAAAACGACAGAGGGUGAUCGCAGAUGCCAACAAAAUAGUUUCUGGUGUAAUAGCAGACGCAGAGAAAGAGAAGGGGAAGUUAGCGAAGGAAGGGUGGUCGGUGGUUUGUGAUGAUGAUGAUGCGCGGGACAAUAAAGAGGCAAGAGGUGCUGUAGUUCAAAGUUUUGUUAGGGAUCAAUUCAUUGACAAAGAACCUAAGGAUAAGGGCGUUAAGCCCAGUAAGAUCAUUAUCGAUCAAGCGCCAGUCGUCGAGCCGACUAUAAUUAAGCAACGUUUCGUUCGCGAUGGGAAGGGAGAUUCUAACGUUACGAUCGUUGCAUCGAAAACUAUAGUUUCAGUGACCGACAGCAAAGCAGGUGAGCAACCUGUGAUUAAGCACACUGUCACAGUGAAAGAAAUUGACCAAACGGUACCCACGGAUACGGUGACGAUCUCCAAUGGUAGACAAAGUAUCGUGAGCAAGAAGGAAAUGUCGUCUAAAGAAGGUAAGGAAAUUGACGAGAAAUUAACAACUCCUAGUAUAGGUGUGACGAAACCGAGUACGAAGGUGCCAGAGAAAGCUAAAGAAGCUCUGCGAGACGAACAGAGGCAACAGUCACCGAAAGAGACUGUUGCGAAAGACAACAUUCCAAAAGAAACGAAACCUGCAGUUGAUAAGCAAGUAUCUGCUUACGAGAGCGUUUACAGCGUACAGUACCCACCUGCACAGCCGGACGAAAAGCAAGAGGACGAAUCGAAGAAGUCGAAGGAUAAAAGUGGAGGUAUACUUUCAGGCAUUUUUAAGGGAUCCAAGCUUAAAAAGAGCAAAUCGAAAGGAUCGAAGGAUACGUCGUUUGAUAGUGGAGACGAAGAAGUAAAAGUACCUGCACCUACGGAACAUCAAACGCAACAGCCGGCUCCUGUCAUACAAGAGUCACACGUAUCUUUGAAACCUACUGAGCCUACCACCGGGUUUGACGUUAAGUUAGUUACAAUGCAAUUUUUAGAUGAAUCCAGACGAGUUGCUUCUGAUGUCCAUGUACCUGAUAGCACCGUGACUUCAAUUCGAAUCGAGGAGAAAGACGAGGCAAAAGUAGCAACUAAGGAACCAGAUGAUCGCACUGCAACUAUGGCGAGUGAUUCUAGCGAUCAAGAGAAGGAGAAGGGUAGUGGUUUCUUUGGUAUAUUCAAGAGUCCAAAAUCGAAAGAUAAGAAGUUGAAGAAAGGCAAGGAAGCGUCGUUCGAUAGCGGCGAUGAAGAGCUUCGGAUCACUACGGAGAAAUUCUUAGAUGAUACCAGAAAAAUAGCCGACUCCACGAUUAUAGCUCCUGUUCCCAAAGUCGACGGUAAACAAGACUUGUACACGUUCACGUCACCGGUUCUCUACGAUGAAGAUACACCCAGAGACAAAAUAAACGGGCAUUCCUACGACAUUUCAGAGAUGCAAAAGAAAUUGGAGUUGGAUAGGAGUACUCCACACAAGGAAAUGAACGGGAAACCGGAGCCCAAGAAGCACAAAGACCAGAAAGAACGAAGCAUAGAAAGACACGCUGACAUAAAGGCAGAUUCUCCAGAGAAACGAGCAGAGAGCGAGAAAGAACAAGACGAAGAAGGCAAAGAUAGGAGUGGUGGUUUCUUUAGCAUGUUUAAGAGUCCAAAACUGAAAAGUAAGAAGAGAAGUUCAUCCAGGGAGAAGAGCUCCUCGAAGGAAACAUCUUUUGACAGUGGAGACGAAGAAACGCGACAGUUAACAGCCAAUUUCCUGGAAGACACGAAAAAGGUCGCAGACGCUAUGCACCGUGAAGGAUCAAAACAAAUUGCUGAGAAAAUUAUGCCCGAUAUGAUUCCCGAUGCACCCACGGAAUCCGUGGACAAAGAGAAGGGAAGUGGGAUCUUCACUAAAUUCCGAAGUCCGAAAUUAAUCAGAUCGUCACGAAGCAGAUCUCGUGAGAAGAGCACACCACCGCAGGAGGCAAUAGUAAGCCCAGAUAGUACACUCCGUGAAGCAACCGCGAAAUUCCUGGAAGAUACGAGGAACAUUGCAAAUGUGACAUUGGAUGUACCAGAUAAAGUUGACGAUGUCAAACAAGCGAAGGACAAAGUGACAAUAGAGGUCACUCAAGACAUCGAUGAUGCGAAGAAGAGGAUAUCCUCAGGAAUAGACGCAGUUGUAGACGAUGCAGAGGCGGCAAAGGAUAAAGCUGCAAAAGAAGCUAAGAAGGCUAAAGAGAAGACCGGUGGCUUCCUAUCUGGACUAUUCAAAGGUGUAAAACAUGCAGCAGAUGACGUUACCGAUGACGUUAAAGACACUCUUGAUGAAACAAAGAGAGAAGUCUCUGAAGGAAAGGAUCGUGCACAGGAAGCAGUCGAAGGGAAAUUGAAGGACAUAGAUGCAGCUAAAGACAAGGUAGCUUCAGAAGUGAAAGACGGUAAGGAUAAAAUAGCACUCACUGCUAAGGACACUAAAGAUACGAUCACUGGAAAAAUAUCUGGAGUUGCGCAGAAGGUAUCAGAUACUGGCAAAGCAGUUGGUGAGAAAGUAGUCGAUGGAGCAAAGCAUGUUGGAGAGAAGGUGGACACUACGGUUCAUGACGUAGCUGAUGGCAUGAAAGCUGCGAAGGAUAAAACAGCUGCAAAAGCGAAGGAUGCUAAGGAUGCAGUUGUUGCGGGUGCAAAAGACACGAAAGACAAAGUUAGCGAGAAGGUAUCUGAAGGUGCACAGAAGGUAUCAGACACGGGUAAAGCAGUUACUGGCAAGGUAGUGGAAGGAGUGAAGGAUAUCGAGGCUAAAGCCGAGUCAGCUUCACGAAGCGUGGCUGAUGGCGCGAAAGCAACGAAAGACAAGGUAGCCAAGGAGGUGAAGGAGGACACUGAAAUAGCGAAACAAAAGAUAUCAUCCGGAAUCGAUGCAGUGGUAGAUGGCGCAGCAGCUGCAAAAGAUAAGACUGCCAAGGAAGCUAAGAAAGCCAAGGAGAAGACUGGUGGUUUCCUUUCAGGAUUCUUCAGAAGCGCAAAGCACGCGGCAGAUGAAGUUUCCGAAGAAGUCAAGGACUUCGUCGACGAUACAAAGAAGGAGGCUGCGGAAGAGGAAGCUCGUGCACGCGAAGCAGCAGCGGGAAAGUUGAAGGACAUCGAUGCAGCUAAGGACAAAGUUGUUACGGAAGCCAAGGAUGCGAAAGACAGGAUAACAACCACCGUGAAAGAUGCCAAGGAUACGGUAGGUGAGAAGGUAUCCGAAGCUGCACAGAAGGUAUCAGACGCUGGUAAAGCAGUCGGUGAGAAAGCAGCUGAUAAAGCCAAGCGUAUCGAAGGAAGAACAGAAGCCACGGUGUAUGGUGUAGCUGAGGGUGUAGCAGCAGCGAAGGACAAAGCAGUUGCAAAGGCGAAAGAUGCUAAAGAUACAAUCGUAGUAGCCGCGAAAGACACAAAAGACAAAGUCAGUGAGAAGGUAACAGACGGUGCCCAGAAAGUGAAAGACACAGGUAAGGCUGUUAGCGACAAAAUCGUUGAAGGAGCAAAGGAUGCCGAAGCGAGAGCCGAGGCAGCUGCACGAGGGGUGGCUGAUGGUGCCAAAGCAGCCAAAGAUAAGGCAGCUAAGGAGAUCAAAGAAGACACCGAAGCAGUGAAACACAAGGUAACAUCUGGAAUAGACACGGUAGUAGAUAGCGCAGCUGCAGCGAAAGAUAAGGCAGCAAAAGAAGCUAAAAAGGCUAAGGAAAAGACUGGUGGUUUCCUUUCUGGCUUGUUCAAGGGUGCGAAGCACACUGCGGAUGAAGUUUCAGGAGAUGUCAAGGAGUUUCUCGAUGAAACUAAGAAGGAAGCAGCCGAGGAGGAAGCACGAGCUCGCGAAGCAGCCGCAGGAAAGUUAAAGGACAUUGACGCAGCAAAAGACAAAGCAGCUGCUGAUUUAAAAGAUAAGAAAGAUAAAGUUACAGGCGUUAUCAUAGAUACCAAGGAUAAAAUCGGCGAGAAAGCAUCUGAUACUGUUCAGAAGGUACAAGACACCGGUAAAGCUGUAGGUGAGAAAGUAGUGGAUGGAGUCAAAGUAAUUGGGAAAACCGCGGAUGCUACUGCUGAACGAGUAGUCGACGGUGCGAAGGCAGCCAAGGAUAAAGUAACAGCAGCUAAGGACAAGGUAGCAGCAGAUGCGAAAGACGUCAAAGACAAAGCUGCAACUGCUGUCAAAGACACCAAAGACAAAGUCAGCGAAACCGUGUCCGAGGGAGCACAGAAGGUAUCAGACACUGGUAAAGCGAUCGGAGAGAGAGUUACAGAUGGUGUAGAUAAAAUUAAAGACAAAGCAGGAGCAGCUGCUCACGAAGUGGCUGAUAGCACGAAAGCAGCAAAGGACAAAGUAGCUAAGGAAAUUCAAGACGAUGCUGAUGCCGCGAAGCGGAAGAUUUCAUCAGGAAUAGACGCAGUUGUAGAUGGCACAAGCGCAGCAAAGGAUAAAGCAGCAAAAGAGGCUAAAAAGGCUAAAGAGAAGGCUGGUGGUUUUCUCUCAGGACUGUUCAAGGGUGCGAAGCACACAGCAGAUGAAGUUUCAGACGAUGUUAAGGACUUCCUUCAUGAGACGAAAAGGGAAGCGUCAGAGGAGAAAGCUCGCCUGCAAGACGCAGCGGAUGCUAAGUUGAAAGAUGUCGAAGCAGCAAAAGACAAAGCAGCUGCUGAUCUAAAAGAUAAGAAAGAUAAAGUUACAGGUGUUAUCAUAGAUACCAAGGAUAAAAUCGGCGAGAAAGCAUCUGACACUGUUCAGAAGGUACAAGACACCGGUAAAGCUGUAGGUGAGAAAGUAGUGGAUGGAGUCAAAGUAAUUGGUAAAACCGCGGAUGCUACUGCUGAACGAGUAGUUGACGGUGCGAAGGCAGCUAAGGACAAGGUAGCAGCGGAUGUGAAAGACGUUAAAGACAAAGCUGCAACUGCUGUCAAAGACACCAAAGACAAAGUCAGCGAAACCGUCUCCGAGGGAGCCCAGAAGGUAUCAGACACUGGUAAAGCGAUUGGAGAGAAAGUUACAGAUAGCGUGGAUAAAAUUAAAGACAAAGCAGGAGCAGCUGCUCACGAAGUAGCUGAUAGCACCAAAGCAGCCAAAGAUAAAGUGGCUAAGGAGAUCAAAGAAGAUACCGAAGCAGUGAAACACAAGGUAACAUCUGGAAUAGACACGGUAGUAGACAGCGCAGCUGCAGCAAAGGAUAAAGCAGCAAAGGAGGCUAAAAAGGCUAAAGAGAAGACUGGUGGUUUUCUAUCAGGACUUUUCAAAGGUGCGAAGCACACAGCAGAUGAAGUUUCAGACGAUGUCAAGGACUUCCUAGAUGAAACGAAAAGGGAAGCGUCAGAGGAGAAAACCCGUCUGCAAGACACAGCAGAUGCUAAGUUGAAGGAUGUGGAAGCUGCAAAAGAUAAGGCGGCUGUAGAAAUGAAGGACACGAAAGAUAAAGUUGCAACUGCUGCGAAGGAUGCAAAGGAUACAGUCUUCGCGAAGGUAUCCGAUGUUACUCAAAAGGUAUCUGAUGCUGGCAAAGCUGCUGGCGAGAAAGUGGCUGACGGAGUAAAACGAGCCGAGGAAAAGACGGAAACUGCUGCUCGCGGAAUAGUAGAUGGCGCUAAGGAGGCGAAAGACAAAGCAGCUGCAGAUUUGAAGGAUGCAGCAGGCAAAGUCGCCACCACUGCGAAAGAUACCAAGGAUAAAGUCAGCGAAAAGGUAGCCGAAGGUGCGCAGAUGGUAACCGAUACCGGCAAAGCAGUUGGUGACAAAAUGGCGAAGGGAGUGAAAGACGCUGAAGCGAAAAUGGAAGCAACCGCGCACGGGGUAGCUGACAGUGCGAAGACAGCGAAGGAUAAAGUAGCAAAAGAAAUCAAGGAAGAUGCUGACGCUGUAAAGCAAAAGGUUUCUUCGGGUAUAGACACAGUUGUAGAUGGCGCAGCUACCACGAAGGAUAAGGCUAGCAAGGAAGCGAAAAAGGUGAAGGAAAAGGCAGGUGGUUUCCUCUCGGGAUUCUUCAAGAGUGCCAAACACGCGGCUGAUGAAGUUUCCGACGAUGUCAAAGACUUCGUUGACGAGACAAAGAAGGAAGCUGCCAAGGAAGAAACUCGAGCACGCGACGCAAUGGCGCAGAAGUUGAAAGACGUCGAUGCGGUGAAAGACAAAGCAGUCGCGGAUGUGAAAGACGCGAAGGACAAAGCGGCUGUGGCCAUUAAAGACACGAAAGACAAAACCAGCGAGAAAGUAGCCGACGGUGCACAAAGAGUAUCCGAUGUUGACAAGGCUGUUGGUGAAAAGGUGGUAGACGGAGUAAAACGGGCUGAACAAAAGAUAGACUCGACUACAAAAGAUGCAACUGAUACUUUGAGAGCGGCAAAGAAUAAAGCAACCGCUGAUGUCUCGGAUGUUAAAGAUAAAAUUACAACGACUGUCAAAGAUACAAGGGACAAGGUUAGCGAGAAAGUGAGCGAAGGUACUCAGAAGGUGUCAGAUGCUGGUAAGGCUGUAGGGGAAAAGGUAACGGAUACUGUAAGGAAAGCUGAGGACAAAGCUGGGGAAACUAUGCACGGCGUAGCUACUGGCGUAAAAACAACAAAAGAUAGACUGACACAGGAGAUUAAAGAGGACACCGAAGCUGCAAAACGAAAGGUAUCAUCUGGAAUAGAUACAGUUAUGGACAGUGCAGCAGCAGCGAAAGACAAGGCUGCGAAAGAAGCGAAAAAGGCUAAAGAGAAAGGCAGUGGUUUCCUUUCUGGACUAUUCAAAGGAGCUAAACAUUCGACGGAGGAUAUUUCAACUGACGUUACGGACGUUAAGAAUUUCCUCGAUGAAGCAAAGAGGGAAGCCUCUGAGGAGAAAGCUCUUGCACACGAAGAAAUGGAAAGGAAGCUGGAAGAUGUGUUCACAGGAAAGGACAAAGCAGUUGCAGACGUAAAGGAUAGAAAAGAUAAGAUUGCAUCAUCCGUCAAGGACAUGAAAGAUAAGGCUGGAUCAAAAAUCUUCGAUGGCUUGCAGAAAGUGUCAGAUGCGGGUAAAGCUGUUGGUGAAAAAUUGGAAGAUGGCGUGAAACACACUGGAGAGAAAAUAGAAACUACAACCAGAGAUGUAGCUGACAGCGCAAAGGCAGCGAAAGACAAAGUGGUAACGGACAUAAAGGAUGCCAAGGAUAAAACUGCAGCAGCUGUGAAGGAUACUAAGGACCAACUUGGUGAGAAAAUAACAGAAGGUUCGCAGAAAAUAUCAGAUACCGGUAAGAAGGUAGAAGAGAAGAUAGUAAGUGGUGCAAAGACAGCCGGUGAUAAAGCGAAGGCGUCUGCUCACGAGGUAGCCGAAGGUGCAAAGAUGGCUAAAGAUAAACUAGAGAAAGAGGUUAAAGAAGAUACCGCCGCAGUGAAACAAACAGUUUCAUCGGGUGUUGAUGCAGUUACAGAUGGUGCAGAUGCAGCUAAAGAGAAGGUCACAAAGGAAGCAAAGAAAGCUAAGGAAAAGGGUGGAGGUUUCCUCUCAGGCCUGUUCAAAGGCGCAAAACAUGCAGCAGAAGAGGUUUCUGAAGAGGUGAAAGAAUUCUUUGAUGAAACAAAGAAGGAAGCAGCGAAAGAAGAAGCACGUGCUCGUGAAUCCAUGGAAAAAACUGUGAAAGACGUGGAUACGGCAAAGGAGAAAGCAGUUGCAGAUGUAAAGGACACGAAGGAUAAGGUGACCUUCGCUGUAAAAGACACCAAGGACAAGGUUAGUGAAAAAAUAUCUGAUGGCGUUAAAACAGUAACAGAUGCAGGGAGAACUGUUGGAGAUAAGAUAGCUGAUGGCACAAAGCAGGCAGAAGCUAAAACAGAAGCUGCUGCGCUAGAGCUAACUGACGGCGUGAAAACAGCAAAAGACAAACUAGUUACAAGUGCAAAAGAUACUACACAGACACUGGCAACUGCUGCAAAGGACACGAAAGACAAAAUCACAGAGAAAGCAUCGGAAGGAGCACAAAAGGUAACAGACACUACCAAAACAAUUGGAGAAAAAGUUGUAGAUGGCGUAGAAAAAGCUAAAGGCAAAGCAGAAGUAGCCGCUCAUGGAGUAGCUGAUGCUGCUAAAACAACAAAGGACAAAGCAGCCAAGGAAAUUAAGGAAGAUGUCGAUACCGUGAAGCAAACAGUGUCGUCUGGAAUAGACGCAGUGGCAGAUAGCGCAGCCUCAGCCAAGGACAAAGCUGCUAAAGAAGCUAAGAAAGCGAAGGAAAAGGGUAGUGGUUUCCUUUCAGGAUUAUUCAAAGGUGUCAAACAUGCUGCAGAUGAAGUUUCAGAUGAUGUAAAGGACUUCCUUGAUGAAACGAAAAGGGAAGCAUCAGAAGAGAAAACCCGUCUGCAAGAUGCAACGGAUGCUAAGUUGAAGGACAUCGAAGCAGCUAAAGACAAAGCAGCUGCGGAAGUAAAAGACACGAAAGAUAAAGUUGCAACUGCCGCAAAGGACACAAAGGAUACAAUCUUCUCGAAGGUAUCUGAUGUUACACAGAAGGUUUCAGACGCUGGAAAGGCCGUUGGUGAGAAAAUCACUGACGAAACGAAGCGUGCAGCAGAGAAGACCGAUACUAAAAUUCAAGAACUAGCUGAUGACGCGAAAGCAACAAAGGAUAAAGCCACUGCUGAGAUUAAGGAUGCUAAAGACAAAGUAACGGCAACUGCUAAGGGUACAGUAGACACGAUUAGCGAAAAGGUGGCUGAUGGUAAACAAAAAGUAUCAGAGACUGGGAAAGCUGUUGGAGAAGGUAUCGUGGAUGGUGUCAAAAAGGCUGAAGGUAAAGUAGAAGCAGUUGCAGUAGACGUAGCUACAGGUGCAAAAGCAGCGAAGGACAAAGUAGCAACCGAAAUUAAGAAAGAUGCCGAAGCUGUGAAGCAGAAAGUUUCUUCAGGCAUAGACACAGCUGCAGACAGUGCAGCCUCGGCAAAGGACAAAGUCGCCAAGGAAGCUAAGAAAGCCAAGGAAAAGGGUGGUGGAUUCCUUUCUGGAUUGUUUAAGAGCGCUAAGCACGCUGCAGAUGAAGUUUCGGAAGAUGUCAAAGAAUUCGUUGAUGAUACGAAGAAGGAAGCUGCUGCGGAAGAAGUUCGUACUCGAGAAGCAGUAGCAGGAAAGCUUAAAGACCUCGACGCAGCGAAAGAUAAAGCAGCAGCUGACGUGAAAGAUGCAAAAGAUAAAGUUGCAGGUGCUGUUUUGGAGACCAAGGAUAAAGUCGGUGAGAAAGUAUCUGGUACUAUGCAUAAGGUUUCAGAUGCUGGUAAGGCAUUCGGCGAGAAAGUCUCAGACGGCGUGAAGGAUGCCGGAGCGAAAGUGGAAGUAGCAGCCAAAGAUUUAGCUGCCGGUACAGAAACAGCAAAGGACAAGAUCGCUGCAGAUGUAAAAGACGUUAAGGAUAAAACCGCGUCUGUAGUAAAAGACGCCAAGGAUAAAACCGCGUCUGCAGUAAAAGACGCCAAGGAUAAGGUCAGUGACACCGUGUCUGAGGGCGCACAGAAGGUUUCAGACACGGGUAAACUAAUUGGAGAAAAAGUUGUAGAUAGCGCGAAGAAAAUUGAAGACAAAGCUGAGAAGACUGCCCAUGAAAUAUCUAGCGGAGCUAAAACAGCAAAAGACACGGUAGUCAAAGAAAUCAAAGAUGACGCUGACGCAGUUAAACAGAAAGUGUCAGCAGCGAUGGACUCAGUUGCAGAUAGUGCAACGUCUGCCAAAGAUAAAGCUGCGAAAGAAGCAAAGAAAGCCAAGGAGAAAGGUAGUGGCUUCCUUUCGGGAUUAUUCAAAGGCGCAAAAUACUCUGCAGAUGAAGUUUCAGGAGAUGUGAAGGAUUUCCUCGAGGAAACGAAGAAGGAAGCUACAGAAGAGAAAGUCCGGCUGCAAGGAGCAGUAGAAGAGAAAAUGAAAGAUAUCGAUGCAGCGAAGGAUAAAGCUGUAGCGGAUGUAAAGGAUGCAAAGCAGAAAGUUGCAGGUGCUGUAGAAGAUGCAAAGGACAAAGUGAGUGGAAAAAUAUCUGAGGGUAUAGAGAAAAUAUCAGACGCGCGUAGAGCUGCUGGAGACAAAGUCGUUGAUGCUGCAAUGCAUGUCGAAACGAAGACGAAAGCAGCAGUUGGUGAAGCAGCUGAUGGUGUCAAAUCAACUAAAGAUAAAGUAAUUUCAGAUCUGAAAGAUGUUAAGGACAAAGUUGGAACUGCUACAAAAGAUACUAAGGAUCAAAUUAGCGACAAAGUGGUGACUGGUACACAAAUGUUAUCCGAUGCUGGCAAAACGUUAGGAGAAAAAGUUACCGAUGGAGUGAAGAAAGCUGAGGAUAAAACAGCCGCUGUUGCUCAAGAUAUUGCAAGCAGUGCGAAAACAGCGAAAGACAAAGCUGCGAAGGAGAUCAAGGAAGACACUGAUAUCGUGAAACAGAAGAUAUCGUCUAGCGUGGAAUCAGUAACAGAUGGAGCUGCGACUACAAAGGAUGCAGUUGCAAAGGAAGCUAAAAAGGCCAAAGAGAAAGGCAGUGGUUUCCUUUCUGGAUUAUUUAAAGGAGCCAAACACGCUGCAGACGAAGUUUCCGGAGAAGUCAAGGAAUUCCUGGACGAAACGAAAAAGGAAGCUGCCGAAGAAGAAGCUCGUGCUCGAGAAGUAGUGGCAGAGAAAGCAAAGGACGUUGAUGCGAUGAAAGACAAAGGCGUAACAAUUAUAAAAGAUACGAAGGAUAAAGUAGUAUCAGGAGUGAAAGAUACCAAGGAUAAGGUUAGCGACAAGGUAUCCGAUGGCAUGCAGAAGGUAUCCGAUGCUGGUAAAUCUGUUGGAGAAAAAGUAACAGACGGUGUGAAACAAAUUGGCACAGCUGCGGAUGCCACUGCGCAACAAGUAGCAGAUAGUGCAAAGGCAGCGAAAGAUAAAGUCUCUGCUGAUGCAAAGGACAUUAAAGAUAAAGCUGCGGCUUCGGCGAAGGAUGCUAAAGAUAAAAUCGCUGAGAAAGUAGUUGAAGGUGCACAGAAGGUGUCAGAUGCUGGGAAAGCAGUUGGAGAAAAAGCUGCAGAUGGAGUAGAAAAGGCCAAGGAUAAAAUUGGAACAGCUGCACAUGAAAUAGCUGCAGAAACGAAAGAAGUUAAAGGUAAAGUAUCUAAAGAGAUUCAUGACGACGCUGAAGCUAUAAAACAAAAAGUUUCGUCAGGAGCAGCUGCAGUUGUAGAUGGCGCAGCUUCAGCGAAGGAUAAAGCAACGAAGGAAGCUAAGAAAGCUAAAGAAAAGGGAAGCGGCUUCCUGACAGGACUGUUCAAAGGUGCGAAACAUACUGCUGAUGAAGUUUCUGACGAAGUUAAAGAAUUUCUCGACGUGACUAAGAAGGAAGCAGCCGAAGAGGAAGCCAGAGCUCGCGAAGCAAUGGCAGAGAAGUUGAAGGACGUUGACGCGGCAAAGGACAAGGCAGCUGCAGAAGCAAGAGAUACCAAGGACAAAGUAGCAACUGCUGUGAAGGAUGCUAAAGAUACGGUCAGUGAGAAAGUAUCUGAAACUGCGCAAAAGGUGUCAGAUGCUGGGAAAGCCGUUAGCGAGAAGGUAGUUGAUGGCGUGAAGCGAGCUGAAGAACAGGCAGAUGCUACAGUUCAUGGUAUAGUUGAUGGUGCAAAAGCAGCAAAAGACAAAGCUGUAACGGAUGCGAAAGACGCUAAAGAUAAAGUUGCAUCUGCUGCAAAAGAUACCAAGGAUAAAAUCAGUGAGAAAGUAUCUGAAGGAGCUCAAAAGAUCUCAGAAGCUGGUAAAGCAGUAGGAGAUACAGUGGUAGGUGGCAUCAAGAAAGCUGAAGAUAAAACACAAGCAGUGGCACAAGACAUAGCUGGUGGUGCAAAAGCAGCAAAGGACAAAGUAACAACGGAAGUUAAGAAAGAUACGGAAGUCGUAAAACAGAAAGUUUCAACGGGCAUAGACACAGCUGUGGACGGUGCAGCAUCUGCAAAAGACAAAGUUGCAAAGGAAGCUAAAAAGGCCAAGGAAAAGGGUGGUGGAUUCCUUUCUGGGUUAUUCAAGAGCGCCAAGCAUGCUGCAGAUGAAGUUUCAGAGGAUGUCAAGGAAUUCUUUGAUGAGACAAAGAAGGAAGCUGCUGAAGAGGAAGCUCGUGCUCGCGAAGCUAUGUCAGAGAAAGCCAAAGACAUUGGCGCAGCGAAAGAUAAAGCAGUUGCAGAUUUAAAGGAUACAAAAGAUAAGAUGAAAACUACCAUGAAGGACACCAAGGAUUCAGUUGUAGGAAAACUAUCUGAGGGAGUACAAAAGGUGUCAGAUGCAGGUAAAACCGUCAGUGGCAAAGUCGUUGACGGAGUGAAAGUAGUAGAAGCAAAAACUGAAGAAGCUGCUCAUGGCGUUGCUGGAGGUGCCAAGGCAACCAAGGAUAAGGUAGUUACCGGUGCAAAGGAUAUUAAGGACACAGUUACAACUGCUACUAAAGAUGCCAAAGUGAGUGUCAGUGAAAAGAUAUCUGCAAGUGCACAGAAAGUAUCAGAUGCAGGAAAAUUUGUGUCCGAUAAGCUUACCGAUGGUGCCAAACAAACAGGAGCUAAAGCAGAAGCAUUUACUAAAGAGGUAACAGAUGGUGCCAAAGCAACAAAGGAUAAAUUAUCAGACGAAAUUAAACACGAUACCGAGGUUGUCAAAGAAACCGUUUCUUCUGGAAUACAUGCGGUGGCAGAUGGCGCUGCUGCGACAAAAGAUAAGGCUGCAAAGGAAGCUAAAAAGGCUAAAGAGAAGACCGGUGGUUUCCUAUCAGGAUUGAUAAAAGGUGUAAAGCAUACAGCGGAUGAUGUUUCCGACGAGGUUAAGGAAUUUCUUGACGAAACAAAGAAAGAGGCUGCUGAAGAAGAGACACGCGCUCGUGAAGCAGUUGCUGGUAAGGUGAAAGAAGUUGACGCGGCGAAACAACAAGCUGAGGCCGACAUGGAAGCUGCUAAAGAUAAAGUUGCAGCUGGUGUGAAAGAUACCAAGGAUAAAGUCAGCGAGAAAGUAACCGGUACUGUACAAAUGAUGUCAGAUACCGGUAAAGCUGUGACUGAUAAAGUCAUUAGUGGAGUGAAAGGCGUGGAAGCAAAGACAGAAACUGCUGCUCGAGAAAUUAGCGAAGGUGCCAAAGCAACUAAAGACAAAGUAGCUGGAGACAUGAAAGGUGCCGGGGAGAAAGUUGCAACUGCAACAAAGGAUACGAAAGAUAAGGUCAGUGAAAAGGUGUCUGGUACUGCCCAAGCGAUAGCAGACACCAGCAGACUUUUAGGCGCAACAGUUGCUGAUGGAGUAAAGAAAACAGAGGCAAAAGUAGAAACAGCUGCUCAAAGCGUGGCUAAUGGUGCAAAGUCAGCGAAAGACAAGUUGACCAAAGAAAUCAAAGAGGAUACAUCAAUCGUGAAACAGAAAGUUGCUUCUGGAGUGGACACGAUUGUAGAUGGCGCGAAAACAGCUAAGGACAAGGCUUCGAAGGAGGGUAAGAAAGUGAAAGAAAAAAGCGGAGGCUUCUUUUCUGGUUUAAUUAAAAGCGCAAAGCACGCUGCCGAUGAAAUUUCUGGAGAUGUUAAAGAGUUUGUUGAUGAAACGAAGAAGGAGGCUGUAGAAGAAGAAGCUCGCGUUCGCGGAGCAGUCUCAGAGAAAAUGAAGGACGUUGACGCUGCUGCAGAUAAACUUGCGGCAGAUGUAAGAACUACCAAGGACAAGGUUAAAACAGGCGCGAAGGAUGCAAAAGCUGCAGCUAGUGCGAAAGUAUCUGAUGGUGUACAGAUGGUAUCAGACACUGGCAAAGCUGUUGGCGAAAAAGUAUCAGAUGGCGCGAAACACACUGUAGAAUUUAUGGGAAGCACUACUCAAGAAAUAGUUACCGGUGCACAAAGAGCAUCUGACGCUGGAAGAUCCUUUGGAGAUAAAUUAUCGACUCAAGUAGAACAGAAUUUUGUUAUAACCGGUAGUGACAUGAAAGGCAGUCUGAGUGACUUUCUGGAAGAGAUGAAACGCGACUCUGCUUGGGACAAAGGACAUUUUCAAGAUAAACCAGAUGUUCAUGUGUACGAAAACGUAGAUACAUCGACGUUCGUUCGAGAGAUGAAACCAGAAUUGAAAGGAGUACCGAUUCCAAAACAUGGGAGAGAUAUAAAGUCUACGACAGAAACUAUUACUUCCUCAGUUUUCGAUACAUAUGAUCCAUUUUCUGGCUUAGGUUCCGAAGCACAGAUUAGACUCUCCGAAGUAAGAGACGAUGAUCGUGCCAGCGAAUCAAAAUCCAAGAAAGUAUCUCGCAUUCCACAAAAAGUUAGUUCCUCUAAAGACCGAAUAGUUAGCACUAGUAGUUCAACGGAUAGUACAGUUAGGGUAGUAAACGUAUUUAGCGAAAUAGAGCACCUCGAGCCUCACACACGACAGACCGUCACCACAGUCGUAACAAAGUCUGUGCGGACGGCAGCGACCCCACCACCCAGUCCCGCCGAGUACACUGACAGUAGAAUUGAAGAUGUUACCGAGGAGGCAGCAAGGCGAGCCCAGAACCUAGCUGAUCAGGCACAAUCAUUGGCUAAAUCAGGGCAUGAUUCGGCUGAGAUUGAUGGGACUGUAGAGAGGCAUGCUACUUCUGCUCCAACAAAGCAACCUGUUCCCGCCCCGCGACACUCUACCAGGUCGUCCAAAACAGACUUUCAUCUAGACUUGGGAGAUACCUCCUGCACGCCGUACAGUCCCAAGUUUAAGACAAAGGAGCCGCCAAAAGAUGAAUAUUCUCCAGAAAAGAGCAGCCCGAAAAGUAAAAUACCUGUAAAAGUAAAAAAAUCUAUAGAAAAUGAAAAAAUGAUGAGCAAACUAACAACAAGCGCUGAGUCUGACCUCGAAAAAACGAAAAAAUUAGAUGAGCUGGAAUUAACAAUGGAUCCUCUCAUUAUUAAGUCAGUAGGUGUCACAGAACACUCUGAGAAGUUGCUCGAAGAGUUGUCAGAGAAAUCACUUUGCGAGAAAGAAGCACGACAGCUGGAAGAGGAUAAAGAGAAAAGUGACUCGAUAAAGCCCGAAGUGUCGAAUGAAACACAAACGACGACAACCAUUGUGGACACACGUGCCAAGUUGCUCGAUUCCGGAAAAUUCGAGCAGACAGGUGAAACCAUAAAAAGAAUAGAGACUGUAACGAUGACAACAAAAGAAGAUCAAAGAAGUGAAACGGACAUUGUUAGACCGGAUACAUUCAUCACAAAAGAGACUAAAACUUUAGAGAAUUUCCCGCUUGGUAUUGAUGACACGACACAUACGACGAUAUCCAAGGUACAGAAAAGCAUCACGGACGAGGUAGUAUCAACUGAGACGGUGAUAAAGACAGUGACGACUGUACGGUGCAUCGCAACGGAGUCAUUUGGCACAGGACAGACUGAGCGAAUCGUGCGAACGGUGACAUCUAGUGGUGAUUACGGGGACAUACCGAUGCCUGUUGUAAGACAGCUACAAGGUCACGAGGCGAUGCCGUUCAAUAUUGACCAGUUAUCAUCAAAGAUAAUAAAGAGCACUACCGAAUCUGAGCCGUGGGCACAUGGCAGCCUGGCAGAUCGUUCUUUCCUGAACGAUGAUAAAGUAGAGCAAUGGGAGAGCCAGCUCUCUCAGGACACGUCGCCCGGCUCUGGUAAUGGCGACAUCUAUACUAAAAGUGGUAGCUCACGGCAUUACUUAAACAGCGACACUGAUAGUGACGGUUCACCACAAUCGAGAAGAUCACCAUGCAAGAGGUGUACAUUGGGCAGUUCCAGCGGGUCUGAUGUAGCACUGCACGAAGGUGCGGAGCUGUCCCCGUUGGAGGACGACCAAGGUACCGCACUCACAGCUAACCUUCUAAAAUCUGACUUUUUGCAACUUAGCGAGCCAUCCUACGUGGAAACGACAACGACAGAAGAGGACCCUGAAACUCAGGAAAGAAUAACGAGAACUGUACAAGUAAUUACAACGACCAGCGGAACCGCCAGUGGUCCAGACGAAUUGCGAGAGUCCAUGCAGAAGAUCGUCGAUCGAUUCAUGAUGGAGGAAAGGCGAGAUCAGUGAAGCACCAAGGGUCUUAUGGGCGAAUAUAGAAAUAAAAAAGAAUUCUUCGUCAUCCGAUAAUCGUGCAUAAUAAAAAAAGAAAAAUAUCGAAAAAGAUUCUGUAGCACUAAUCGAAGGAAGCACCUGUCGAAUUUGAUGUAUCCUCGAACGUCAAACGAGACUUCAAAAAAUGUAUAAUGAGAUCAAAAAGUGAAGAAUGUCUUUCGAUAUAGAUCCUGUUCAUGUCUAUAUCAAAUAAUAUUUGCGAAUUUUCCUCGUGGUGCUUCAUGAAAACAUACGAAAAGUAUGCACGGCGAUUUACUAUCACACUCAUGGCCUACGCUUCGGAUUUGCUUGCCUUUCGGUUGCAUUAAGUUGCCUUAUAUAUUUACGUUUAAUCUUGCGAUUAAUAACGUAUGUCGUCGCUAGUCCGACUAGCUGACUUCGCUAGUCUUCACUAAGCCAACCCGUCCAUGUACAACGCCUUUCUCGUGUUGUUCAAAGCGAAAAGAAACAGGAGUAUGAAAAGUAACGAAGGAGUAAACGCUUACAGGAACAAUAUGGACAAAAACAAUGAAAAAGAAAACAUAAAAGGAAAUAAUUCGUCUGAAAUGCAAGCCCGACCAACAUUACGGCGAUAUAUAUUUGUAAACAUUUUUGAAAAAAGAAAAAGAUAAGUGAAAUGGAAUCGAAAAAGCAGAUCUUAAUGACUUCGCAUAACUCGCCACUUGGCAGUUCAUUUUAGCUUUAGAAUGAUUGUAUAUCUAUCCGCGCAAUACAUCGCUUGAUAGGUCAGCAACACUCGAGUCACAUUUUUUGACGGUGAACUGCACACAUACACACACAUACACGGAUUCUAAAAAGAAAAAUAACUUCUUGUUGUUAUUCGAAUCAUUGGAAAUCCGGACAUGAUAAUGUAAGAUUGGAAAAUUUGUUGGAAAAAUCGGAUUAUGUCGAGUAUUCCGAUUUGAGUAGCAACAAGAACUAAAUGUUUUUAUGGAUCGUAAUACAAUGUAAAUUUAACUUAUUUAAAAGAAUAUUUCCUAACAAUUUUUAAUUGUAUAUAUGAUAAUUUCUUAGCGUAACUUAUAUAAAUGUACUAUUAUACGAUUGUAAUAAUUGCAAGAUUAAAACAUGAAUAUUUUAUUUAUAUAGCGAAAUCAUUGGACAAAUGUUACACACAUAAAUCUUGAGGUCAGAAGGAAUGUUAAUCGGCGAUUUAUCCUUCGUACGAUCGUGUAAAUUAUUAUAAUUAUUAUAAAUGAUAAAAGAAAAGAAAACGCAAAUGGCAUGACGUCUAUAGAAAAUGUGUUGUUUAAACUUUUACGACUCGAAACACGUCUUAACAUUUAAGCAGCGUUAGCUUUCAAUGUAUAACACAGUUUUAAAAGGCACAGAAAGGAAUCGUAUAUAGUAUGUAUUUAAAAGAAAAAAUAUAUAUAUACAUAUAUAUAAAUAUACAUACUUUAAAUAAGGUAUUCUAUUAAUGUAUAAUAUAUUGAGAAGAUAUAAUUAUGCAUCUGAAGUUUAUAAAUUAUUAUCUAUAAUGACUGUUAUUCUAUGUUUAAUAGACUUGCCUAGAGCCUAUCUGACCUAAGGACCAAAGGCACAAUCACACACGCAUCAAAAUAAAACAUUAUGCUCCUAUGUACUGUCGUAACAUUUAUUGUAACUCAUUACGGACGUUGCGAUACUGGCAUUUAAAUAUUCUGACUGUUACAAUACAUUAUUUGUAUUACAAAACAAGAAACUAUUUUCCCUUUUACACAAGACGCAAACCAAUGUAAUAUGACGAAGUAUUAUUACAGUCCAUGACGACAGAGUUUUUUUAUUCACUGUCAUUUUUCUCCAAUAUACUAGUA
Eufriesea mexicana is the source of this 23214-nucleotide messenger RNA. RefSeq names its product ankyrin-3. Gene Ontology annotation, biological process: lipoprotein metabolic process; lipid transport; signal transduction. Gene Ontology annotation, cellular component: extracellular region. The record is from RefSeq and is a predicted model, not a curated record. NCBI's taxonomy places the organism in Eukaryota, Metazoa, Arthropoda, Insecta, Hymenoptera, Apidae. The coding region runs from base 209 to 21373 and encodes 7054 amino acids. Gene Ontology annotation, molecular function: protein binding; lipid binding. The transcript is spliced from 38 exons.